Ipomoea nil (Japanese morning glory) is the source of this 2037-nucleotide messenger RNA. RefSeq names its product putative late blight resistance protein homolog R1B-23. Gene Ontology annotation, biological process: defense response to other organism. The record is from RefSeq and is a predicted model, not a curated record. Lineage: Eukaryota; Viridiplantae; Streptophyta; Magnoliopsida; Solanales; Convolvulaceae. Gene Ontology annotation, molecular function: ADP binding. The transcript has a single exon. Bases 1 to 2037 code for a protein of 678 amino acids.
AUGGCAGAAGGUUACAUUCGAGCUUGGGUUACUGUGCCUCAAGAGUACAAGGGAAACACUCUUUCUCAACUAAUCAAAGAGAAAUUACACAAGCACUUGGGAGGUAGGCAUAUGUAUUUUCUUGUUUUGGAUAAUAUACCAAACACCCGAGUUUUGGGUGAUAUCCUAACAUGUCUUCCUAAUGCUUCAUACCAAAUACGUAUAUUGCUGACAACUCAGUUCAAUGCUGUUGGUUGCGAUGCUGCCACAUUUGGCAAUGUGCAUAAAAUGUGCAUAUUGGAUCCAAACAGAAGUUGGGAUCUAUUUUGCAACAAACUCUCUCCCAAAGAGCUAAGAGCACCAAAAUUUGUAGAAAUCGCCAAACAUGUUGUGAAGGAAUGCGAAGGGUUGCCACGGUCAAUUGUUGCGGUUGCAGAGCGUUUUUCUAAAUGUGAUUACAUUUUAAAGGAAUGGAUGAAGAUUGAAAAGGAAGUCGAGACAUUGGGACCUCUAUACAAUGAUGCCGAGCACUUAAGUAAGCUUACUCUAUCCUACAAUCAAUUGCCCCAACAUUUGAAAGUUUGUUUUUUAAAUUUUGCAGUCUAUCCAAAAGGCUUUAAAAUCAAUGUGAAAAGGCUUAUUAGGAUAUGGAUUGCUGAGGGAUUUGUGAGGCAAAUGGAGUGUAAGGGAUUUGGGAGGCAAUUGGUCAAGGAUUUAGAAGAGGAAGGUUACUGCUAUUUAGAUGGUCUUGUUCAUAGUGGUCUGGUCUCAAUCAGCAAAUGGGAACAUAAGAUGACUAAUGUUUGCUGGAUACAUAGCUCCUUAUGGGACUUCUGUACGAGAGAAACAAAAAAAGAGGGUCUCCUAUGUGCGGCGUAUACUCGAAAAGAUUUAGGAUUGCCAUUAGACAUGUUUGUGAAUUCAUGUCGUUGGUUAAGUUUAUACUCACAUAGGUUGGAUUAUUAUGCGCUCUUUACUACAAAUAACCCUCGCUCUCUUUUCUUCUUUCAAGGAGAUUUUGUAAAGUCGGUAUCUUUCAAGCUAUUAAGAAUUGUAGAUUUGAGUGCACUUCAAAUCUUCGAAAUAGUGCCAUUGCAUUUAAGAGAUUUAGUUUUUCUGAGAUACCUAUCUGUACCACCGUGGUUUGAGGGUUUAGACGAUGUAGUGUCAAACAAUCAGAAUUUGCAGACAAUUAUUGUUUGUGGUGGUGAACCACAACUACUUAAAACUGGCCAUUUGUCAUUCAGAAUUUGGGAGUUACCACAUUUAAGGCAUCUUGAACUUGGCAAUUACUAUGAGGUGGAUCCUCCAAACAGGAAUAUUGAGCAAUUACAAACAUUAUCGUGGGUUAGUCCAACUCAUUUCACAGAAGAGGUGUAUAAGAAGUUCCCAAACUUAGAAUAUCUCAAGGUUUACUAUAAAGGUGCCUUUGAUGAGCCAUGUAGCAGCCCUGGACCUUGCAGAAACCCCACCAUCAAUUUGGAUUAUAUUAGGUAUUUGUCGAAACUCGAGACACUUACCGUUAUAAUCCCAGAAAACAGUAUGACCCAUCUAGAGCAGCUAGUGUUUUCUACAAGGCUGAAGAAGUUGAGGUUGAGCGGGACUAAUCUCCCGAUAAUGAAGUUUCCAAGGGUAUUGAGUGCUUUAAAGGUGCUCAAACUAGAAAACGCCUUCUCUGACCUAGUGUGGGGAUCAUUUGAAGAAUUUUAUAACUUAGAAGUGUUGCUCAUUGAGGCUACAAAUCUCCAGAAAUGGGUGGUCAAGAGCACCAAUUUCCCAAAAUUAAGUUGUCUAAUCCUAAGACGUUGUUAUCGUUUGGAAGAGAUGUUAUUUGAAGUUAGAUAUAUUGACACUCUAAAGACAAUUAAGGUGGAGCAGUGUUCCCCUUAUGUUGUCGAUGUAGCCAUGAAGAUUCUGGAGGAGCGAAAGUGGCUUCGGAAAAAGUCAAACGACCCUUGGGAGGCGUACAAUAUCAGGAAAGCGCGCCUAAAUCGAGUUGAUGCUUUCUAUACGCCACUUACUGUUGUUGUCGACGACGUGAUUCAUGAUGUUCGCUAG